Messenger RNA from Amphibalanus amphitrite, 1634 nucleotides. RefSeq lists its product as uncharacterized. Lineage: Eukaryota; Metazoa; Arthropoda; Thecostraca; Balanomorpha; Balanidae. The record is from RefSeq and is a predicted model, not a curated record. The transcript is spliced from 3 exons. The coding region runs from base 89 to 1423 and encodes 444 amino acids.
GAGUUGUAGUGGUGCUAUAAACAACGAUCCUUUUUUUGGCCAAUGUCAAUGUAAGGCCGCCUGCCGGGCCCGACCCACCUGUCUGAGCAUGGCUCACAGCGACGAGACCAGCGAGUGUCGCCUAUCCGCUCAGCUCCCGCUGUUCAACCGCACCGAGCCGAGCGGCGAGAACUGGCUGGUCCACUACCGUAAAAUCCCAGGCUCACCGAGGCACCUCUGCUCCCGUCACAGCGACUGCGUCCACAUGGAUGGUCCCCACGGGUGCUACGGAAAGAAAGGCGAUCAGAAGUGUUGGUGUGAGCGCGACUUCCGGCUCCAGGUGGCCUCCUGCUGCGUCAACACGCGCUGGGGCGACUUCGAGCAGGGCCUCUCCGGCGAGCCGGAUCCGGAGUCGCGACUGGAGCAGGUCCCCUUCGACCCGGAACGGUGUCGGAGGCUGUGCGAGCAGACCGCCGGCUGUCUGCUGGUGGCUCUCGGCGUUCAGGAUCAGCAGCCCGUCUGCCAGCUGUUCGCCAGUGUUCGGCCCUCCUCUGAGCGCGAAACCGUCCAACAAGUCGGCCGGUUGUCGGCCCCUGAAGAUGCUCCUUCAGAGACAGAUAGCAAUCUUGAUGGAGACACUCAGGCUGGAGUAUCGACUAAGGACGUCAAAGUGGAAGUUCAGGCCUUUCGCUUUCGACGCGAUACGCCGCCUGAAAACUAUGUUAAAGCUGACGAUGGCCGAUGGUUUCUGAUGGGACUUAACAAAUCAACUGCCAUGGAGGGGAGCGCAUAUUGCAUCAGGAACUGGGGCAUUCUGUAUCCCGCCCAUUCUCUUCAAGACACGAAGAAUGUGCUGGCUCUGCUUGAUGGCAACAACUUCAAGAUGCUGAGCUACGAUAACCUGAUUUACGUUGGCAUUGACCGCGGCGCUGACCCUUUAGCUGACAACACCAUACCCUUUAUCACUUCAGACACCCAGCUGACCAUCACUUCAUGGGCGCCAGAGGAGCCGAACCUGCUGGCCCAGGAACAGUGCGCUGUUGUUCACACCGGCACAUCCCUUCUGCAUGACGUCACCUGCGACCGUCGACUGCCGUUCGUCUGCCAGCGGGUCGGGCGCAGAAUCUCGGGGUGGAAACAGUGGUCGGAGCACGACAACACCCUCACAGUGGAUCUGGGAGGCCCACAUCAGAUCCACGCAGUGACCUACACCGGCGGCUCUGACAGCCAGCGGCAGGCGGUCACGGUCACCACAUCCCUGCAGCUGGGACGGUGGAUGCCGUGCGCGCGCGCUGAGCCCUGGGGAGCGGCGCCUCAGGGGCUGGCCCGACUGCUGACCUGUGACCGAGUCACCUUCGGCCGCUACGUGCACCUGCACUUUGAGAGGGCAGUGAGAGUCAGGGGAAAUCCGAGCGUGUUUGGCAUUCCUGUUUUUGGCAAGUAGGCGGCGGACCUUGACUUGCGGCACUUGAAAGCAAUCAUUCAAUCGCAUACCAAGAGCAUUUACUUUUUCUUUGAUGUAUAAAGAUCACUACGCCACAAGCACACAUGCAUACACACAACAUAUUCACGUGUACCCAAGCAUUUGUUUGACGAAAGCAAAAAGUAAGAGAUGAGCAGCCGCGUAGAAUAAAACUGGUGGACAUUGACCCAAC